AUGUGGCAAAAGGUCGCACUUGUGGUGGUGUUGGCAUCCUUCGCCUGCCAGCAGCUCGCAUGGUCAAAGACUGUGCCGUUGCCGGAGGCUGUGAAGAAGCUGCUGCCACGUGCCGAUUCCGACGUGCUGGCCGAGUUCGAUCGGUUGUUCAAUCAGCUGCACUACGACGUGGAAUACAAGCUGCGCGUGCUGCGCAUGAACCAGUCGCUUGCGCUCAAGAAUCUGAACGCGCAGUUCAUCUCGCGGUUCGGCAUCGUGAUCACGCAGAUCCAGGAGGAGAAGCUGCGCGUGAAGGACGCCAUCCUGCAGCACGCGCUCGAGAUCGGCAACACGCAGAACCCGUGCAUCGUCGAGAAGAACGAUGAAGCGCUCCGACAGGCAACGCAAUCGGCUUCAGACAUUAGCCUAGCGGCUGAGCUGGCAUAUGCCGAUAUGGCGACGGCAUCGCGUGUCUUCUUCUACCCACAGGUGCAGGCGUUCCAGAUCACCUCAAGUGCGUUGCAGAGCGCGGUGAUCCAGAAGCUCGGCAACUCGAAUGCCGUCACCAGCAUGGACAUCACGCUGGCCGAGCUUGCGUACUUGUACGAAAACGAAGAGGAUAAGGUUGAGCGAGUGCUGGAUGGUGUUGAGCAGGAGUUGGCCAACUUCCAGGAGGUCGUCAACAAUGUGCGCCGUGACAUUUGGGCCAUGUCCGACGAGAUCGGACGCAACUUCAUCUUCAACAUGGAGCUGCUGCUCGAGGAGGCGCUCCAGUGCUCGUAA
Molecule: messenger RNA, 762 nt
Organism: Anopheles nili
Lineage: Eukaryota; Metazoa; Arthropoda; Insecta; Diptera; Culicidae
Exons: 2
Coding region: 1-762 (253 amino acids)
Source: RefSeq, a predicted model, not a curated record